Hansenula ciferrii is the source of this 1140-nucleotide messenger RNA. It is a transcript of the gene CDC12, whose product is annotated as septin CDC12. Gene Ontology annotation, molecular function: GTP binding; molecular adaptor activity; GTPase activity. Gene Ontology annotation, cellular component: microtubule cytoskeleton; cytosol; septin ring. The record is from RefSeq and is a predicted model, not a curated record. The coding region runs from base 1 to 1140 and encodes 379 amino acids. Gene Ontology annotation, biological process: cytoskeleton-dependent cytokinesis. The transcript is spliced from 2 exons. NCBI's taxonomy places the organism in Eukaryota, Fungi, Ascomycota, Saccharomycetes, Phaffomycetales, Wickerhamomycetaceae.
AUGGUUGAGCCAAUUGGGAUAUCUUCUUUACCAAAUCAAAGGUACAAAAUUGUUACCAAGACUGGUGGUCAUUUAACUUUAAUGGUUGCUGGUGAAUCUGGGUUAGGUAAAACUACAUUCAUUAAUACCCUUUUCCAAACUUUAUUAAAACAACCUUUAGAUAAUAGAUCAAGACAUAAACGUGGAAUUCGUUCAACUACAGAAAUUGAAAUUAUAAGAGCUGAAUUAGAAGAAAAAAAUUUUAAAUUAAGAGUUAAUAUUAUUGAUACCCCUGGUUUUGGUGAUAAUAUAAAUAAUAAAAAUUCAUGGCAACCAAUUGUGGAUUUUAUUGAUGAUCAACAUGAUUCAUUCAUGAGACAAGAACAACAACCUUUACGUCAUGCUAAACAUGAUUUAAGAGUACAUGCUUGUCUUUAUUUCAUAAGACCAACUGGUCAUUCUUUAAAACCAUUAGAUAUUGAAACUAUGAAGAAAUUAUCCACAAGAGUUAAUUUAAUUCCAAUUAUUGCUAAAAGUGAUACAUUAUCACCAACUGAAACUUCAGAAUUUAAAAAUAGAAUUAGAUCUGUUAUUGAAGCUCAAGAAAUUAGAAUUUAUACUCCACCAAUUGAAUUAGAUGAUCAAGCAAGUGCUGAACAUGCUAAACAAUUGAUUGAAAGUAUGCCUUUUGCAAUAAUUGGUUCUGAAUAUGAAUAUGAUAAUGGUAAAGGUGAAUUAGUUAGAGGUCGUAAAUAUCCUUGGGGUAUUGCAGAAGUUGAAAAUGAAACUCAUAGUGAUUUUAGAAAAUUAAGAUCUUUAUUAUUAAGAACAAAUUUAUUAGAUUUAAUAUUAUCUACCGAGGAAUUACAUUUUGAAACUUAUAGAACUUUAAGAAUGGAAAAUAAUGAUGGUUCAAGUGAUACUCAAGGUGGUAUAACAACUUCAAGAAAAUUACAUAAUCCUAAAUUUAAAGAAGAAGAAAAUGCAUUGAAAAAAUUCUUUACUGAUCAAGUUAAAGCUGAAGAACAAAGAUUUAGACAAUGGGAACAAAAUAUUGUUAAUGAAAGAAAUAGAUUAAAUGCUGAUUUAGAUGAAAUUCAACAAAAAGUUAAAACUCUUGAUGAACAAGUUAAAGCUUUACAAUUGAAAAAUAAGCGUUGA